AUGGAGAACAAGGAGGCUGAGACACUCGAAGCACUUUUCUCUGUGUUUCAUAAUGGCGCUGCUGCAACCAAAGCUGCACCUGCAGCAAAUGCGACGAAGGCAGCAGCAGCAGCAGCAGCAACAACAACGGCAGCAGCGCCGAAGACAGAUCCUGCUGCUGCUGCUGCUGCAGUAGAGGAUAGUAAAGAAAAGGGCAGCAGCAAGAGGUCUAGGGUUUCUUCUCCACAGCAGCAAACGAAGAGGAAGCGUCGCGGCGCCCCUGCAGCAAAAGAUCAGCCAAAGACUGAGGCAGCAGCAGCAGCUGAUUUAGCAGCAGGAGAAGCAGCAGCAACCGCCGCAGAUGAAGAAGCCGCGUCAGCAGCAGCAGCAAGAACAGCAGCAACAGCAGCAGCAGCAAAAGAUAAAGCCUUCGGCGAUGCCUUUGCUACAGCUGGUUUAGUCAGCCGUGUGCUGCUCUCAGACAAAAAUUGCUUGCAUGAAGUAGUUUAUCCAGAGGGGUUCCCAACAAAGUUUAAAGACUUCCCCUUACAAACUACAAUCUCAUCUGCUGCUGCUGCUGCUGCUGCAGCUGCUGCUGCAAGGGAUGAGGCGGAAGCCCCCGGUGCCGCAGCAGCAUCAUCGCAGCCUGUUAAGACUGAACCAGAGGCUGCAGCAGCAGCAGCAGCAGCGGAUAAGUCUGCUGCAUCUGAUGCGACAUCAACUGCAGCAUCUGAUUCUGCAUCUGCAGCAGCAGCAGCAGCAGCAGAUCCCUCAGAAGGAGCAGAUUCCGCAACAACAGCAGCAUCAAAAGCAGCAGCAGGAGACAGCAGCAGCAGCAGCAUGCCUCGAGCAGCAGCACGUCAAUGGAAGUUCGUUCUAGAUACAUUUCAGCAGCGGAGUGUAUUAUGUUUAGAAGCAGGAGAGAAUGUUUUAGUUGCUGCACAUACAUCAGCAGGCAAGACAGUUGUUGCUGAAUAUGCGAUUGCAAUGGCGCUCAGAGACAAACAAAGAGUCGUCUAUACAAGCCCCAUCAAGGCUCUUUCAAAUCAGAAGUACCGAGAUUUGUGUGAAAUAUUUGGAACAGAGAGUGUGGGGUUGUUGACUGGGGAUGUGUCUGUACACCCCGAGGCCUCUAUUGUUGUAAUGACAACAGAAAUUCUGCGGAGUGCGUUGGGUUGUCUAAGACAUUACACCCCAGUUAUUGUAUUUUGCUUCUCAAAAAAAGAAUGUGAAGCAAACGCACAAGCGCUCAUUGGUAGAGGAGACAGCAGCAGCAGCAGCAGCAGCAGCAGCAGCAGCAGCAGCAACGGCAAUGGUAAUGGGGUUACCCUCACCAGCGAAGAAGAAAGAAAACUCAUUGCAGAAAUAUUCAAUAAUGCUGUUAGUACACUCGAUGAAGAAGACAGACAGCUGCCACAGAUCAAGUCGAUUCUACCGUUGUUGCUGAGGGGUAUAGGCAUUCAUCACGGAGGUUUGCUGCCAUUCGUGCGGGAGCUUAUUGAGAUCCUCUUCCAGGAAUCUCUGAUACGAGUAUUAUUUAGCACAGAGACAUUUAGCAUGGGUGUAAACAUGCCUGCAAAGACAGUCGUUUUUACUGCGAUUCGCAAGUGGGACGGAGAAGCUUAUCGUCUAAUUAAUGGCGGAGAGUAUAUUCAAAUGGCCGGCAGAGCAGGAAGAAGAGGCCUUGAUGAUAGAGGUAUUGCAAUAAUAAUGUUUGAUGAGCAAGUAGACCCUGAAGAAGCAAAAGGUUUAUUCAUGGGUGGUGCUGCUCCUCUUCUCUCUACGUUUCACUUGGGUUUUAAUAUGCUGCUAAACUUAUUUAGAAUUGAAGAUGCAGAUCCCGUCUAUAUGAUCUCAAGGAGCUUCGCUAAUUUCCAGCAGCACGGGCGUUCUCUCAAGCUGCAGCAAGAGCUGCAGGAGCUGCAGGAGCAGCUGCAUGCAGCAAAAGACAUUCGAUCUCUAGUGACGUUGCCUGAAGGCGAGAAGGAACCAGACUUCGAUGUGGAAGAGGCUAUUAGCAGCUUCUAUGGAAGGAAGCACGAGCUGCUGCAGCAAGGGCGUCUGCUGCGCUCUAUAGCAAUGCAGCCGCAGCACUUAGCAAGAUUUCUACAGCCAGGGCGUUUGCUUUGUCUAGUUGAAGACGAUGGUACUGAGUGGGGCUGGGCCACUUGCGUUCGAAAGGUCCUUAAACCCUAA
This is a messenger RNA of Eimeria acervulina, 2175 nucleotides long. Its product is annotated as RNA helicase, putative. Bases 1 to 2175 code for a protein of 724 amino acids. Gene Ontology annotation, molecular function: nucleic acid binding; ATP binding; RNA helicase activity. The record is from RefSeq and is a predicted model, not a curated record. Lineage: Eukaryota; Apicomplexa; Conoidasida; Eucoccidiorida; Eimeriidae. Gene Ontology annotation, cellular component: nucleus. The transcript is spliced from 9 exons. Gene Ontology annotation, biological process: RNA catabolic process; maturation of 5.8S rRNA.